AGUCACAUGGUGCACGUCGUGGCAGUCACCUGAACAGUUCGAAAUUUACUGUGGAGAGACUGGAGAUUGGGGGCUUCGCACUUAAUUCUCAUUGCAAGACGCGGAGUCCUCGGGGUUAUCAUAAUCAUCUUGCCCAGCAAUAGGAGAGCACAGUCAGGGCCAGAACUUUCCGUUCUAUCGGUGACCGUCAAUUGAGGACCCCCAGGCCUGUCCCAGUAUUGACAACUUGUUUCCUCCGUCCACAAGUGUCUCCCCUCAUUUUCCCCCGGAGUUCCAUAUCUCUCGCUAUCGGCUUACAUCCGCGUUCGUGAGAGCUACAAAACGCCGAACGGAUACGAAAUUACGAUCGCAAGCCCCCAAGCCCAUGGAUUUCCUGCCAGUUUUUCAUCACCACUUAUCCGGGAUAUAUUAUUUUCGUGCCUGUCUGUCAUUAUUACCAUCCCGGCUUCUUCCCUGUUUUCCCCUCGCUGUGCGUGCUGGGAACCAUCCCACUGUGAAGUAGAAUCCUUGCCAAUGUGUUGUUGCCGCUGGAUGCUUGCCUUCAGUGCUUGCAAUGAGCCUCCCUUCUCCCAAGAAGAACGGCGCCGAUAAUACUGCUCCGAGGCAGAUCCGAUUCGUGUCGACUGACGGCCAGCCGCAGACCAAGCGGCGACGCAUAACCGCCGCUUGUCUGACUUGUCGAAAACGGAAAAUCCGAUGCUCUGGUGAACAACCUGUGUGCAGUACUUGCUCUAAAUACGGGCAUAUCUGUCUUGGUUACAGUGAACCGUCCUUUCCUCAUCGAUCGCAAUCUAAUUCCACUGCGCGGACGCCUGUCCUUUCCUCAUCUAUCCCUAAUAAUAAUGGGGACGCUUCGAACCCAUCCGCGUCGGGAGUUACCAACGGUCGUUCAUCAGAUAUACCGUCGAAUGACGGUGAUACGUCCCCAGAGGCUGCGCAGCCAUCGGGAUCGAGAGAUGGCUCCUCCGCGAGGGAUCCGUAUUCCAAUGCAAGCAAGGGACCAGAGCGGCAAGUCUCCGGGGAGAGUCCGGAAAGCGAACGUUCUUCCUUACGCUCCAAUCAUCGCACUCACGUCCCUUACUUCCGGUAUUUUGGACCUACUGCCAUUGUUCCUGGCUUCAAGCAGAUGGUUGUACGAGUUCGAAGUUCACGCAAGAGCAAUCCAUCGUUGUCCUCAGAUUCGCUUUCCGCCCGUCGCAGCCCAGACUCCACCGACUUAGGAGAACAGCAAUUGAUUAUACCGGGAGAUAACCGCGAUGCGAAUACAAUCCCAUUUUACGAUCGAAAUGAUAAUUUGCCGGUUAGUAAAUUGGUGACACACCUCUGUGAGCUAUUCUUUGUACAUCUUGGAUGCAGCUUUCCAUUCCUGCAGCCAGACAGGUUCCUCAGGGACCUGAAGAAUAAGCAGGUGGACACUAUCCUCGUGGACGCUGUUUGUGCCUUGGCUGCAAGGUUCUCACCCCACCCUUUGCUGAGUCCCCCUCAAGCUCCGUCCAUCGAUGGAAACGAACCGCCUCCAAGCUGUAAAAAGUCCGACCGAGGAUUGCCGUUUGCCCAUCGAGCGAUAAGCGCUCUAGUUUAUGCUCUAUCGUGCCCAACAAUGUCCGUUGUUCAGGCUUGCCUUCUUUUGGCCUACGAAGAGUUCGGCUCCAGCCAUGAUAGCGGUCUUUGGAUGUACCUUGGGAUUUCUAUUCGGAUGGCGCAAGAUCUUGGUAUGCAGAAACUAAGGGGUUUGAAGUAUAAUUACGGACGAGUUGGCUUGAAUCCAAAUGCUGUCAAGACGGCCUAUCCAGUGAAGUUGGGAGGGGACCAGUAUGACGACUCUCAGGGAUGCGAAGCCCCAAUUCCUCCCCCUCUGGACACAGAUGACGGACGUGCCAAGGAAAGAGAGAGAGUUGAUUUAUUUUGGAGUAUUUUCUUUCUCGACCGUGUGAUUUCUUCGGGAACUGGGAGGCCGGUGACAUUGCGCGAUGAGGAUAUAGAGUUAUGCUUUCCCCUUCAAUGUGAAUCCCAGCUCCCCAACGGCUGGCCAUCACCAUUCCCGCAGCUUAUCCGAAUAAUACACUUAUACGGAAGGGUCACGGACCUCAUCAACGGAAUCCAGGACGCCAACCAUGUCACACCUGAUACUCUCCAGAGACUUGCCGGUAUGGAAAGUGAUUUGACUGGUAUCUAUCAGCGUUUGUCGCCCAGACUCCAUUUCAAUGCGGUCAACUUCCAGACGUACGUGAGAGCAAAGGAAGGGACAAAUUUUAUCCUUUUGCAUUUUUGGUUCCAUACCCUCAUUGUCCUUCUACAUCAGCCAACUCUCCUUAAUUCUUUCGGUGGGACAAUGCAACAACUCUACCCUAACAGUAGAGAAUUGUCCAUGUCCUCAGCGAAAACUAUAGCUGAUAUCCUUUCCUUCUCUGAACUUGUUGAUGGCAAGAGUUUCAUAGGGAACCCAUUUACGAGUCAGCCCAUGUAUAUUGCUGCAUGCGCUUUUCUAAUGGAGAGCAUCUAUUACACCUCUCCAUCGUCAAGAGGGAACUCUCCUCCCCCUCAAGCGCUGUUGACAAAUCAAUCCAGUGGUUUCGUCAUGCCUGGCUCACAGGACAGGAAAACGGCAUCGAAACAUACCCUUCUUGCUUCUGCUGCAAAGGAGAAUUACCAACGGUGUUACAAAGCGUUGAAAGCGCUAGCAACAUAUUGGGAGGGCACAAGAUACAUUCUCACUGUUUUGGACCAGAAAGCCAAAGGCAUUGUUGACCCUCUCCUGUAUACUGCCGAAGAGAUGGAGAGCGCCGUUGAGAUGCCUCACGUUCCGUCUAUCGCGCCUCCUGGAUGGCGCAUGGCUGGGCCAUCACAGGGCAGUGCAGAUGAGCAAGGCCCGUCUGAGGAGAUGGAGGCCUCAUCGGAUGGGAACAGAAUGGAUCGUAGCCAAGCAAUCGGAUGGGCUCUCACCGGAGCUACCAAUUCUUCUCAGCCAAAUCUGAGCCUGUUGUAUCAAUUGCCGGCCCAGCGUGCGGAUGCCGCCUCUGCCAAUCCCACAUAUCCUUCACAGUAUAGCCAUGGCCAACACUAUUUGCCGAUGCAUACGAAUGCAUCCCAGCCUCCUUAUUCUCGGCCGCUUGAAUCAACCGAUACCCGGAAAUACUCCCACCUGACGCCUAAUCAGGUAACCACGUCGGACGCAAACCUUCUCCUGGGGUUGCAUGCGCCAUAUCCGAAUUCUGGCUCCUCCCAUCCGUCGUCAGGUCCACAGACGGCUUAUACAACAAACAUUGCCUCCUCAAAUGUCGGUAAUCAAGCAUCUGGUUAUAACUAUAACCUGCCUCCCUCUGGCCCUGAACCUCGAGCGAACGUUGCACGGUUGGAUUCACAUCAUGUGGAUAUCUCUACCGGUGAUCCAAAUCUGGGUGAGGUAUUUAUAGAGAGUCAGGACAUCGAUAUGAACACACUCCACAGCGAACACUCAUUACCCUUUACCUUAAAUGGCGAGAUUAUCCCCUGGCUUGAGUACCUCCCAGAAGAUGUCGCUAACUUCUUCGGUGAGCACCAAAGCUACCCUCUAACGCGUCAUGACGAUGACCAUGUAAAACCACCACAAUAGAAUUUUUGGCCUUUGUCAUGUUUGAUAUAGCUUUCAACCUUCUUCGGUCCAGCGAUGUGCCACGAAUUUUCUUUGUUGGAAAUCUGGAGUUCAAACCUAGCGUGUUAUUUGUUUUGUCCUUGAAAGUCCAGAGGUUUUGUUGUCUUCCCACGUUGCGUUUUUUGAUGAAAAAAAUUUUUUUUCUCUUAAUUUUUUCUUCUUUUCCCUAUUCUGUGUCUGGAAGAUACCUUUGUAGCAUAUGUUCGGUUUAUUGCAUGGACGGGGUUCUUUGGAAAGUCGUUUGGUUGAAGAUGUACUACUGCACGUAUAUCCAGAGAUGAGAGCGCAUGAUCUUAAUUGACAAUAGCCUUCAGGGUUCCAGCGAACUGGUCUUCAUCUCAGGAACAAUGCUAUGAUGUUCCAUUAUGAUCGGUCAGAGCAGUUUACCCAGUGUUCAACGGCACAACACUAUCAAAUAACUUCAUUUGCA
Monascus purpureus is the source of this 4061-nucleotide messenger RNA. NCBI's taxonomy places the organism in Eukaryota, Fungi, Ascomycota, Eurotiomycetes, Eurotiales, Aspergillaceae. The record is from the annotation of a GenBank genome assembly.